AGCAAGAGAAGAGAGACUUCCGGGAGGCACAUUUCGCUCAGCUUUAACUUGAAAACGACUGGCGUGAUCUCUGUGAAGCCCAUAUAUCCAGUUGUACAUGAUUAUAGCUCUUCUGGUACAUAAAGAGUGCGAGAUAUUUAGUUCCCGUUUUGCCACAGUAGUUUUCAAUAGGCAUGGUUCCAUCUCCACCUGCAGCCUCCAUACGUUUGCAGACAGAAGCCAAGGUAGCCGUACCAACAAAAGCAUGGACGCUGUCCUGAGCAGGUUGAAAGGUCUCACUGCUGAUCAGUUGAGGGAGGAGAUCAUUAAAGCCAACAUGAAAUGCGGCCCCAUCACUGCCACGACAAGAGCCAUAUUUGAGCGUAAGCUCGCCAGGGCUCUGGUGGAGAAUGCUGGACUUACUGAGCCCGACAACAGCGGUGGUAAUACUGCCUCGUUGAACAGCUCUGGAAGUGAAUUGCCACCCAGUGCCACAUCAGCAACCUCAGAUACGGUUAAAGGCGAGGAUGGGGAUUUUGGGUACGGCAUGGGCCUUAACCCACCUGAGGAGGAGGCUCUGAGUGGAACGGUGUGCCCUUGUAAUGUGUCGGAGACACAGACUCCCUCUAAAACUGCACAGGUGUCACCCAAUUUUUUCUACGGAGUGUGUCCAUUGUGGGAGGAUGUACUGGCUAGGAAUGAGAGAGCUCAUGUGUACACAGAGAAGAAAGAGGCUUUGCAGGCUGUGAAAAUGAUGAAGGGGGCUCGGUUUAAAGCUUUCUCCAAUCGUGAGGAUGCUGAAAAGUUUGCCAAAGGCAUAUGUGACUACUAUCCUUCGCCUAGUAAAAGCACUCCCUGUGUUUCUCCUGUCAAACCUGGCUUUGUGUUUAGCAAAGACCACCCGUCUAUGAUGGAGGCUGACACAAUCAACAGGGAGAAGGCAAACAGUUUUAAAAGCCCUCGGACUCAAGAUUUGACGGCCAAGCUAAGGAAGGCUGUGGAGAAGGGAGAUGAGAUGGCCUUUACUGAGCUGGUCUGGAGCAACCCACGUUACCUCAUUGGGUCAGGGGACAACCCUACUGUAGUUCAGGAGGGCUGCAGGUAUAAUGUGAUGCAUGUGGCUGCUAAGGAGAACCAGGCAGGCAUUGCUCAGAUCCUGCUGGACACUCUUGAGAACCCUGAUUUCAUGCGGCUUAUGUACCCAGAUGACCAGGAGAGCAUGCUGCAGAAACGCAUCCGGUAUAUCGUAGACCUGUACCUCAAUACACCAGAUAAAGCUGGAUUUGAGACGCCUCUCCACUUUGCUUGUAAGUUUGGCUGUCCAGAGGUGGUGAACAUACUCUGUUCUCAUCCAGACAUCGACAAGAACUGCAAGAACAAGUACAACCACAAACCCUCUGAGGUCAUUUGUGAGAGAAUGAAAGAAAAGGGUAAAGUUCAGGAGGUCAAACAGAAAAUAAAUGAAUAUUUAGAAGAUCGAUUGUACAUCCCCUUAUUGAGAGCCACUGAUAACUCCUCCCAGCCUGUGAUUGGUGCACCUUGGUCCCCUGAGCCAAUGGAAAACCUGUCACCACGGUUACCCAGAAGCCCAAAGGAUCCAGUUAUGGCAGUCCGGGCCUUUGCUGGACCUCUAAGUCCAUCUAAAGCGGAUGAGUUCAGACGAGCAUGGAAGACUCCUCCCAGAGAACGGGCAGACCAUUUCCACAACAUCCUGAAGUCUGACCCAGACCGUGGAGCUGAAAGAGUUGGCAGAGAUCUGGCCCAUGAGCUCGGUCACCCUUGGGCAGAGUACUGGGAUUUCCUGGAUAGUUUUCUGGACCUGCAGUCAACCGAAGGCCUGAAAAUGCUUGAAGAAUACCUCAGUAAAAAAGACUUCAGGGACGCUGGAGAAAAUGAAACCAGAAACCGGUUUAAAACCCCAUCUCCGGGCAAACUGAAGAAGUUCUGUAACUCCAUCUCCGUGGGGGCGUUUUUGGAUGAGGGUGAUGAUAUCAGCCUGGAGGAGAUCAAGAACAGGCAGAACGCUGCCCUCACAAGUAUUUCUUCUGUUUGCUCCAAAGAUGGCCUGCAGGGGGCGGUAGGGGGGCUUGAGUUUCACAUCCUACCAGUUUCCCACAGCGCUGACCUCAUAGAGGUGGCGGCGGAGCAGGAUCUACUGCUCUCCAGCAGUAAAAAUGGCCUGUGCGAGCAGGACCCCGGGGACAGGACUCCAAACGGGGACAAAAUGUCCCCUCGCAUCUGCAGUUCAUCAAAUUCCUGCAUUUUAUCGCCCAUCUCAAACCUAAUGGCUGAGUUUGAGAGGAUGUCUCUGCUGGAUGAGCCAGACAGGACAAACAGGGAGAGAAGAAGAAGUGGAGGGAAUCGUCACCGAGACGCUCAGGCCACAGAGCUCACCUCUGGACUGGGCCGCCUCUCGUUGUCCUCAGAAGACGACUCUGUGUUUGAUAAAGAUGGGACGUCAGUGUUACGAGCAGCAGAAAAUGAUGGAUUGCUGAGAAAAAAUGAAGUAGAUGUGAGAUCCAGUGCAAGUUCAGAUGAGUACUUUCUGGCCAAUGAGAGGUUGGAACCUAUGAACCAACGGACUGUAGAGACUCCGGGAGGCGAGCGCACAAUCUGUGCCAGAUCAAAGUCCUGGGAUCAUGGGGGAAGAGACCUCAGCUCCUCAGGGUCUUCCAGCUCCUACAGAACACUGGACAGUUCUCAGGACUUCAUACUGCGCACUCCUCCUAGAGUGAUGAAAAGACUCUUCAUUGAAGGGGAUUCGCCCACCAAGUUGGACAGAGAGGUUUUGUCAGCUUUAGGUGGAACAUACAUUGAUCCUCUGAGGUAUCCCAGCAUUGAUAAAUGGAAGAGCACAAUUCAGGCAUACUCCCACUUAGAAAUGCAAAGCUGGCAGACUCCUGUAGUGUACAGGAGCCAUGUCAGGGCUCACUCAGUCACCCCUGGCUCUCCAGCGGGGGGCUUGAUGUCCCCCGCGAGCCGCUUCAGCCCAGCUCGUCACAUGUGCUCGCCGGACAUCUGCAGCCCCGGACGCUACAGCCCAGCACACUACAGUCCUGUGAGCUACAUCCAGCGUAUACGACUCAAACAUUUCGGUGACGUCCCCAUUUAACAAACGCUGUCCAUCCCAUCCAGCCCAAUUUCUACCAAUUAGUAACUGAAAUGAAAAGCGUAACAAUUCAAUAUGGGAUGGAACGUCACCAAGGAGGGGACAGUGUCAUAAUGGAAGCCAUGAAAUGCUCAAAUCGGGCUCCUAGUGCCGUGUAAACUGCAGAUAGGAUCUCACAACAGGCCGUCCUUCAGUUUGUAUGCUCCUAGGUUCAUAGAACACAGCUCAAAUAAUAUGCACAUCUCCCGGGGGCUCCCAAAUCGUAAUAUAUAAAAAAAUAUAUAUAUAUUCGGUACUUCGGUGUAUGACACAAAGUGUGUUGAUCUGUGAUGGUCGUAUAGAUUUUUUAAAAUCUUUUUGUUUUGUUCUUUAUCUAUGUGUGUGUGUGUGUGUAUGAGAUUUAUCUGUGGAUUUGCAAAACUGUGUUUUAAUGGAAAUUAACAGUUUCCCCACUUAACACAGUCAUUUAGUCACUAUAUAAACACAGAAACCCAGUGCUAAAUUAAAAUAACGUAGUAGUAAAUUGAAUUAUUUUUGCUAGUCAACUGUCAGUAGCACAAAAUGCUCAUUUUAAUGGGUAUUUAAUGGUUUUUAAUGUAAAAAAGACAAGAAAAAAAGUCAACUGACUGCCAGAAAUUAUUUUUAUUCUUUAAUUGGAGAACUGCCUUAAAUUUCUAAAAGAAAAGACCAACUUCUCAAUCUCAAAAGCAGGUGUUUAUUCAUGGUUUGUUAGGUGGGAAAAAAAAACAAAGCGAGAGUUCUAUAACGUGUGAAUAUUCCCCUUUUUAUUUUUAAGUUCAAUAAAUGUGAUUUCUCAUUUCUAAGUACACAUUUGUUUACACUUUUAAUUCUUUUUUGAGUUUGACACAGUUCAAGACCUGAAUCUGUAGAGUUUGAGCCGUGCCACAUUCAAGCUAAGGAAAAGUUGAUGAGUGUUAAUGAGUGUGGAAGGCAAGUCGGUACUGUCUUGUUACGGUAAUGCCAUAAUAGCUGUAAGACUUGAUGAUUGUGGAUCAGAAAAUAUCAUUGUCCCUCAUCCCAUCAUAAAUGGCCAAUAUUUCAGUCUCACCGCUAGAUCACGUCAAUGCGAUUCUCACUGGCUUCUGAAAUGGAUCCUUUUUUCCAGAUUCACUCCAUUCGUUUUGGAAUCAAAGCUACUUGACUAGAAGCAGAAAAGCUCCAGGUAGCUCAGUUUUAUGUGAUGAAUAUCUCAAGAAUUGAGUCCAGAACAUCCUCUGUGGUACUUUCAGAUCAUGUGAUCUAUUUCUUUGGUGCCCAUCGUUCUCAGUGUAGUGCUGGCCUGUUGAUCUUUGCUUUGUAAAGCUUUAGUGCCUUUUGAUUAUGAUCUGUUUGGAAGGGCCUGUGGCUCCUCAGAUGCACCGACCACAUACAAGAUGAAUAGAUGCACCUUUUUUUCUGUUUCCUAGUAUAAAAUAUACAGUACAGUAGCAUUGGCAUAUGCAGUGUCUGAAUACCUCUUAAAUACGAUUGUAAGAGAAGAAAAAAAGGUUUACAGUUUAGUUAUUGCUUGUGUUGUAUCAAUGCCAGCCUUACUUUUUGUUAAAUGAUGCUUUGUAGUGCCAACACUGGUGAAUUGAAAAUGAGUUGUAGUUUAUUGUUGAGAAUUGACUUAUUUUUGUUGUCCUGGCCUUUACGUUGCAUGCAUUUCUAGUCCUAUUUUAUUACAGUAUACGUUAAAGGAAAGUAUUUGAUGUUCUAUUGACGAACAAUAAAUAAAGUGCACAGUCUUGUAA
Molecule: messenger RNA, 4842 nt
Organism: Carassius gibelio (silver crucian carp)
Lineage: Eukaryota; Metazoa; Chordata; Actinopteri; Cypriniformes; Cyprinidae
Gene: ankle2
Product: ankyrin repeat and LEM domain containing 2
Exons: 14
Coding region: 98-3091 (997 amino acids)
Biological process (GO): negative regulation of phosphorylation
Cellular component (GO): endoplasmic reticulum
Molecular function (GO): protein phosphatase 2A binding
Source: RefSeq, a predicted model, not a curated record